AAAGCCUACAACUGGACCUAAGCUAGCAAACUGGCUACGUCCCCUAUGCGGCUUUAGCCAUCAAUUCUAAGAAGUGUGGGGAGCAAAACUCACUGACAGCUAGUGAACUCGAACUCGGGCAAAACAAUGAGUAAAUAUGAGUUAAAAGUUUUCUUACAGCAUAUGUUUAUGUUGUGCUAACUUAUUUUGUACAUGACAAGUAAAAUUCGAAGCGGCGCUGGAAGAUGACGUAACUUUUCCGCUCAGCUGAACAGCUGCAUGAUCUUAGCGGAAAAACAAGGGACACCGCCGGUUGCAGUAGUUAUCUUCCCUGUGAAUUCUGUGGUAAUGAGAGAAGGCGAUUAUUGAACCAGGGCAGCGUAGUGCAGCUAGCAUGCACCCGCUGAUGGACGCACAAUUGGGAGCCUUCACCUUUUUCGCCUCGUCUCUUCCUCACGAUGUGUGCGGAAGCAAUGGGCUUCCGCUAACCCCAAACUCCAUCAAAAUCCUGGGACGCUUCCAGAUCCUGAAGACCAUCACACACCCCAGGCUCUGUCAGUACGUGGACAUCUCCAGAGGAAAGCAUGAGAGGCUUGUGGUUGUUGCUGAACACUAUGAAAGCAGCUUGAACGACUUUCACAAGCAAGGCAGUCCAGUGAGCCCAGAGAAGGUGCUGCAGAUUGCCUAUGAGGCACUGGAGGGACUGGAGUUCAUGAACAAGCAUGGGAUGGUGCACAGAGCCAUUGCCCCUCACAAUAUCCUCAUGGACUGCAAGGGCAAUGUCAAACUUGCAAAAUUUGGCCUUUAUCACAUGACUGACCAUGGAGCAGAUGUGGACUUCCCCAUUGGGUACCCAUCCUAUCUGGCCCCAGAGGUCAUUGCCCAGGGAUCCUUCCACCCCAGUGACCCCUCCCACAGGGAGGCCCCCCUGCCCUCAGGGCCCAAAACAGAUGUGUGGUCCCUGGGGCUUCUGCUGUUGGAGCUUUGUGUGGGGAGGCACCUACUUCAAAGCAUUGAUAUCAGUGAAAGACUGAAAUUUAUUCUGACUCUGGGGUGCAUGGAUGACAUCAUUACAGUUCUUGCGGAGGAACACGGAUGUUUAGAGAGGGUCAAGGAGCUGCCUGAAAACGUUUUGGCUUUAUUAAGGAAAUGUCUGACGUUUAGUCCAUCAAAAAGGCCCACCCCGGCGGAGCUGCUGAGGGACCCCGUGUUGGAGGGCGUGGCCCGCCUCUACACGCCCUUCGUCAAGCCCGUGGGGCUGUUCUCCUCCUCCCUGCGCUGCGCUCACCUGGAGCUGCCCGAUGACAUCAGCGAGCUCUGCAAAGACGAUGGUGACGACUACCUGGCCGAGAGGUCUAUUGAUGAGGUGUAUUACCUGUGGUGUCUGGCUGGGGGAGACCUGGAGAAAGAGCUUACGAAUAAGGGGAUCAUCCAGUCCAAGCCCCCUGUCUGCACUCUACCCAACUUUCUCCUGGAGGACGGGGAGUCGUUCGGGCAGGGCAGGGACAGGAGCUUCCUCCUGGACGACACCACCGUGACCCUGUCCCUGUGUCAGCUCAAAAACAGGCUGAAGGAUGUCGCCGGUGAAGUGUAUUUCCCACUGCUGGAGGACGAGCAAUCCAGCCUACCUCACUCCAUCAGCAGCAACGAGCUGUCUGCAGCCGUCACCCUACCCCUCAUCAUCAGAGAGAGGGACACGGAGUACCAGCUCCUCCGAAUCGUCCUUUUUGACCGGCUCCUGCAGGCGUACCCAUUCAAAAAGAACCAGGUUUGGAGGGAGGCCAGAGUGGAUAUCCCCCCGCUGCUCCGAGGCCUGGCCUGGGCAGCCUUGCUGGGAGUGGAGGGAGACAUUCAGGCUAAAUAUGAUGCCAUAGAUAAGGACACGCCGAUCCCUACUGACAGACAGAUUGAGGUGGACAUCCCCCGCUGUCACCAGUACGACGAGCUCCUGUCCUCCCCACAAGGUCACGUCAAAUUCAGGCGGGUGCUGAAGGCCUGGGUGGUGUCCCACCCCGACCUGGUCUACUGGCAGGGUCUCGACUCCCUUUGUGCACCGUUCCUGUAUUUGAAUUUCAACAAUGAAGCUUUGGCCUACGCCUGCAUGUCUGCCUUCAUUCCUAAAUACUUGUACAACUUCUUCCUGAAGGACAACUCUCACGUCAUUCAAGAGUACCUGACUGUGUUCUCUCAGAUGAUAGCCUUCCACGACCCCGAGCUCAGCAAUCACCUCAAUGAGAUUGGAUUCAUACCAGACCUAUACGCCAUUCCGUGGUUCCUCACCAUGUUUACACACGUGUUCCCUCUGCACAAGAUCUUCCACCUGUGGGACACGCUCGUGCUGGGGAACUCCUCCUUCCCCUUCUGCAUAGGCGUGGCCAUCCUGCAGCAGCUGAGGGACCGCCUUCUGGCCAACGGCUUCAACGAGUGCAUCCUGCUCUUCUCCGACCUGCCGGAGAUUGACAUCGAAGGCUGUGUUCAUGAAUCCAUCAACCUCUUCUGCUGGACUCCCAAGAGUGCCACCUACAGGCAGCACGCCCAGCCACCCAAGACUCCCUCUGACAACAACGGCUUCAGCAAGGCAUCCUCCUGCUUCUCCCCUGACUUCCAGGACCUGCCCAAAUCGGACUGGUCCCGGGAGCCCCUCAAGCUGAGCGAUCUGAAGGGCGAGGUUUCCCCCCGCAUCUCUGUCGAGGACUUCAUCGACCUGUGCGAGCUGUCUGGCCCCGCCCACUUCAAAACCCCCACCAAGAGGACCAAGUCCGGCAAGCCCAAGAUCCUGGCUCUGGACAUCCGCAGCAGCGAGGAUUUCAACCGCGGUCACGUUCCGGGGAGCAUCAACAUCCCCUGCAGCACGGCGUCCGGCCCGGACGGGGAGCUGGUCCAGACCGCUGUCACCAGCACCCUGCUGGGCUUCAGAGGGAGGGUCAUCGUGGUCAUCAGCCACGUGAUGAAGAAUGCCAGCAUGUUCACAGCCCACCUGGUGAAGGCCAACUACCCGCGGGUCUGCAUCCUGGAUGGCGGCAUCAACAAGAUGAAGCCCACGGGGCUGCUGACCGUCCCCUCCCCACAGAUCUGAGGUCAGCGCCUUGUGACAGAUCCCAAGGACCUGCAGAUUGCUCCCUCUUCACAGAACUUACCUGAGGUCUGAGCUAAGCCUAGCUCUGUGUCAUUUCUUUGUUUGCCUGAGUGGGAAAAACAGGCACUUACCUGGCUGGCCAUAAUUUUUUAUAAGGUGGACUGUAAAGAGAAUUGUACUGUAGUUAGAUGAGAAUUUUAUUGAAUUUUACUUUUUUCCAUGUAUUGAUGUAUUUUUUUUAAUUUUCUUAUUUUGAAACAUAUCAUCUGCAGUUGUCAAAAAGGGAUUUUACUUUCUAAUAUUUAACUAAUCAUAGUUCCAAUAUUUGUACAAUGUUCAACUACCUUUGCUCUCUUGGUGAUCUCUGCAAGUCUCUGACACCUGCCACCCCCCCCCCCCCCCCCCCGAAUCCCCCCCUUUUUUCUGUUAACUGGAAUGUUGAUUCCGUUUUUUCUUGUGUAAUGAUUAGGCCAUGGCCAAAGAUCAUGAUGUGAUAAAUGUGUGUGAUUUAAGGCACUGUAAUAAUCUCUUUAUGGUGAGUACCUGCUGUUCAGUUUGUGGCACUGUGGUCCAAAAGUAGAUAAGUUACACCUUUUAUCAGUGGAAUAAAGAAUUGUUCCUUAACUCAUAAAAAAAUGAAUUAUUUUUAUUAUGAUACAUUUUAAAAGCGAACAAAGAAAGAUAAAUAGCACUGACCUGGUGCAGAAAUCGGGGCGAAUGCGAUGCUGCUCAAUGUUUAAUGUGUGUGCUGUAUAAUCUGGCAUGGACUGUAAAUCACAGAUGGUAAAAGCAUACAGUACAGAUAAUUUUUACAUUGAAAAAUGAAAUGCAAAUAACUGCUACACUGAUUUCUGUUACUGUUCUUUAUGUUUAGUUUCUCCCCCUUUUUUUGGUUUUCUUUUUAGAUCCCAGAAAUAUUUACCUACAUACUCAACACCAAUGACAGCAAAUGACAAGCACAGCCAAGAUACCAAUUUAGCUCAAUAAAAAACAUUACUUGUCUUCA
Molecule: messenger RNA, 4061 nt
Organism: Anguilla anguilla (European eel)
Lineage: Eukaryota; Metazoa; Chordata; Actinopteri; Anguilliformes; Anguillidae
Gene: tbck
Product: TBC1 domain containing kinase
Exons: 26
Coding region: 374-3055 (893 amino acids)
Biological process (GO): protein phosphorylation
Molecular function (GO): protein kinase activity; ATP binding
Source: RefSeq, a predicted model, not a curated record